Molecule: messenger RNA, 1718 nt
Organism: Neurospora tetrasperma FGSC 2508
Lineage: Eukaryota; Fungi; Ascomycota; Sordariomycetes; Sordariales; Sordariaceae
Exons: 3
Coding region: 45-1622 (525 amino acids)
Biological process (GO): protein localization to plasma membrane
Cellular component (GO): plasma membrane
Source: RefSeq, a predicted model, not a curated record
CGUACCCAGCCAAAGUAUCGAGCAUAUCUGCCCAAUCAGACAAGAUGGCCUCCUACAAGAUUGCCGCUCCCGAUGAAUACCUUGCCAUCACUGGCAUGGGUGUCAAGACCCUCAAAAUCACAAAGGCGGCAUGGGUUUGGCCCUUCCAGCGCUGCAUGCGCUUCAGCGUGCAACCCCACGACUACGCCAUGAGCCUCCAGGCCAUGACCAAAGAAAAGCUGCAAUUUCUCCUUCCCGUCGUCUUCACCGUCGGUCCCGAUGUCAACCAGCGAGGUGCCAACAUCCGCAUGUUCCAUGAUGAGCCCGGAAAGCCCAGCAACGAAGAUGACGUUGCCACGGCCGUCUCCGACUCGGCAGUUCGCCGCGAAGACCGAGGCGAUGCCCUUAUGAAGUUCGCCAUGCUCCUGGCCGAUUCGGGCCGCGACAAGGGUCCCAACAACCAUGACUUUCUCGAGGGCAUCGUCAAGGGCAUCAUCGAAGGUGAAGUCCGUGUGCUUGUCUCGGCCAUGACCAUGGAAGAGAUCUUCUCGGAGCGUGAAGUGUUCAAGCGACGCAUCUUCCGCAACAUCCAAUCCGAACUAGACCAAUUUGGCCUCAAGAUUUACAACGCCAACGUCAAGGAGCUCAAGGACGCUCCGGGAUCGACCUACUUUGCCUCGCUGUCCCAAAAAGCGCACGAAGGUGCAACUAACCAAGCCCGGAUUGACGUCGCCGAGGCCCAGCUGCGCGGUAACGUGGGCACGCAGAAGCGCAAGGGUGAAGAAGCGCGGGAGGUUGCCAAGAUCCAGGGAGAACAGGACCGCGAGCUGGCCAAGAUCCAAGCCGAGACGCAGGUCCAAAAGACGGAGCGGGACAUUGAGAAGGCGACAGCCGAGGCCGUCCUCAAGACACGCAAAGUCGAGCUCGACCGGGACGUGCAAAUUGCGGGGAUCCAAGCCGCGCGCAAGACCGAGGCGGAGGAUGAGGAUCUCAAGCGCGAGGUGCAGAUCAAGCGCGCCGCGGCCGAGAUGGAGCGUCUCCGUGCCACGGACGUGGUCAAGGCGAGCAUCGCGCGUGAAGCCAAGCAGCAAGCGGCUGACGCCAAAGCGUACGAGAUUGAGAAGGAGGCGCGGGCCAACUUUGAGAAGGACAAGCAGGCGACCGAGGCGACCGCCUACAAGACCAAGGUCGGUGCCGACGCGCAGGCGUACGCGGCCAUCAAGCUGGCGGAUGCGGAGCUCCAGCAGAAGCUGAGGGCGGCAGAAGGUAUGAGCGCCAUGGCGGAGGCGUACGCCAAGAUGAGCCACGCGUUUGGUGGUCCUCAGGGCCUGCUGCAGUACAUGAUGAUCGAGAAGGGCACGUAUGUCGAGCUGGCCAAGGCGAAUGCUGAGGCUAUCAGGGGAUUGCAGCCCAAGAUCAGCGUCUGGAACACGGGCGCCGAGGCGGGCUCUUCGGGUGGUGCUGGCGAGCAGCAGAGCAGCAUGGCGACCAUGAGGAAUAUCUACCAGAUGCUGCCGCCGUUGAUGACAACCAUCAAUGAGCAGACGGGCAUCACGCUGCCAGAGUGGCAAUUUGGACGAAUGGCUGGACAGAUGUCGGAGGUGGAGAGACGGGGACAGGCAUCCAACGGACAGAAGGAGUAGGAGUCCUGUCACUGAACUGGUGAUUUUUGUCCUCCAUGUGGGUUUGGCUUCUUUCUCUUCUUUUUUUUUUUUUUCUUCUUUUUUUUUUUCUGUUUG